Molecule: messenger RNA, 3122 nt
Organism: Oncorhynchus mykiss (rainbow trout)
Lineage: Eukaryota; Metazoa; Chordata; Actinopteri; Salmoniformes; Salmonidae
Gene: rlig1
Product: RNA 5'-phosphate and 3'-OH ligase 1
Biological process (GO): response to reactive oxygen species
Molecular function (GO): RNA ligase (ATP) activity
Source: RefSeq, a predicted model, not a curated record
CUACUGUCGAUUUUGGCUUUGCGCAUGCUCAAUAAUAUCUAGUGGUUACUAUACCCGGAAAAUAACGAGUUCGAGGCAGAACAUUACUUCUCUCUUUGAUCUGAAUUAUUCCGUAUUAACGGAAGUCUGCCAUAAUGCGACGUUUCGGUUCUGUGCAGCAAAAGAUAUCUUGUGUGUUUUUGACUGAGGUGAAAGAGGAACAAUCCAGAAAACGCGAAUGUCAACAAUUUCAGGUUGUAGCCACUGAAAAUGUGAACCCUAUAGCACUGGAAUCGAAUAUUGACUGUGCACUUGCCACAGAAAAGCUGGAUGGCACCUGCUGCUAUGUUUCAAUUUAUAAAGGGCAAUCAUACCUCUGGGCUCGACUAGAUCGGAAGCCCACCAAGCAGGCAGACAAGAGGUUCAAGAAGCAUCAGUAUUCCCACAAAAGUUACAAAGGUUUCACCUGGAAUGUGAAAGAAGACUUUAAGACGGUUCCAGAGUCUUGGGUCCCGGCACACAGAGUUCAGCACCACAAUGGACAGCCUGUACCAGAUGACCACGGACACAUCCCAGGUUGGGUUCCAGUGGAGAAAGACAACAAGCAGUACUGUUGGCACUCGUCUGUUGUGGACUAUGAUGCUGGUGUAGCGCUGGUUCUGAGGCCCAGUGCUGAGAAUGAAGACCUGCUAGAGAUCACCAUGGUACCACUGGCUGAUCUCCUGGAGCAAACCCUGGAGCUUAUUGGAACCAACGUCAAUGGGAACCCAUAUGGGUUGGGAAGUAAAAAGCAGCCUGUCCACGUCCUGGUUGCCCAUGGGAGUGUACACAUCAGGAACCCUCCCCCGGUGGACUACCAGCAGUUGUGUUCCUGGUUCCAGGACAGCCAGGAGGGCCGUGUUGAGGGCAUUGUCUGGCACUGUAAUGACGGGACACUGGUCAAGCUCCAUCGUCAUCACCUGGGGCUGAGAUGGCCGGAUGGCGACACCAUCCUGAACGCUCGGCCUGUGGUCGUCCACGUCGACGGGACCAUACGAGAGUAUGACAUCACCAGCAAGGACUUGUUUACAUCUCUAUCCCAGUUAAACGGACAUCGCUUCAGCAGACUGCAGGACAUCCAGUUUGACCCUUAACCUUUAUUUAACCAGGAAGUCCUAUUUAGGUCAGAAGACCUUUAUCCCUAAAUCCACCAGGAGCUGCCCGGAGUCUUAAGAAACAUUCCUGUUUGUAAUAAUUCAUGGGUCGGUCAGGCUCACUUGGGGUAAUAAUGUCUCAUAGUGAUUAUGUGAAGGUCUAUGUCCUUAGAGUUGGAAAUGUGAGAUGGCAGUGCAGCAAUGGCAGCUUUCUGUGUUAUCACUUUCAUUCAUCCCUCCAUCCCAUUAAUUUUUCCCAUAGGGAUUUUACCCUAUGACAGACAAUGUCAGUAUACAACAAGUUAUUGCUCACGUAUACCCUGUAAUCAUAUAGCAUUAGAAAGCUUAGAUUCACAGCUAUCCAUCAGAUACAUUCUCGCAAUGUUCAGGUCAACAGAACUUUGACCUCUAUGGUACAUAUUAGAUGGACCUGUAUAAAUUGCUUUAAAAAGGAAAUCCGCAUACAUUUAAAACUUUGUUUAACAAGUCAUGAAAUUACAUUUCAAAUGAUAUAUAAUAUUACCUACUUUGAAUGCGCUAGCUACAACUAUUGUAAAAAUAAAAUCACCCAUAUUGUGCCGUUGACAUUAGAACAUUUUAAGCUUAACCAUUGAAUUACAUGUAAUGGGGCAGCUACGCUUUUGGAUUGUAUCUUCGGUGAUAGGAACACCACAUUUCACACGCUCAGCUAGAACAGGGUUUAAAACAUAUUUGUAGAUACAGGGCCACUACAGCAUUAACCUCACUGAAGCCUUUUUCCAAUAUGGCCGCCAAACAACUCAAUUGGGUGUUAUCGGAUACAUUUUGCAUUACCAUACCUGUAUGGAAUAUAAUUGUAUUAGAAUACAUCUUGAUUUAGACUAACUAUGUGUAAUGGUUUGCUGCUCUCAUCAUCCAGAUAUUAGGUUAAAACGUAUUGGCAUUCCUAUGGAAUUUUACAUUGUAAUGUAUGCAGUCGUCUGUUAAUGAAAACAGUUAAUAUAAUUUUCAUCAGCUCACAUCCACGUCUAUUCACAUGUACAUAUCCAUGUUUGAAGAUUAAAUAUAGCAAUUACUGAUCAUAACAGCUUCUUGGGCAUAUUCUAACCACAAUUAUGUCAAGUCAUUUAACAUUGUUAUAUGUUAUAGCACACCUGGCUAAUUUGGUUGUGUAUUCUACAUCACUAAGAACAUUUCAAGAUAUUGGGAAUAAUAUCAUUUUUUUCAUACAGGUAUGGUAAUGCAACAUUUAUCCAAUAAGACCCUUUUUAGUUGUUUGGCGGCCAUGUUGGGGGAAAAAAUUAUGUGGGGUUCAUGCGUGAAUCCUGUGAUGGUCCUGAACACUCUUAAGAAUGUCUCUGAUGGAACGCAGAGAAAGCUACCAUUGCUGUACUACUAUCACACAUUUUCUAACUCGAGGGACAGACCUUAAGAAAUCACUGAGAUGUCGUCACCACAAGAGAGCCUGACGGUCCAGAUUUAGGGGCCUUGCUCCAGGACUGUAAGCUUCCAUACUGUAUUACCAUUAGUAUGGUUGAACCAGACUAAAUAGUGGGGUCACCAGUCACAAUGGUGAGUGCAGUGUUCAAUCUGGUUUAACCUGGCUAUAUGUCUUCCAAUAUGAACGAACCUGCCCAAUAAAAAGCCUGUAAAUAUAUUGAAUAUGUGCAGCCUAAGUAUCAUGUAAAUGUACAUAUAUUUUGACCAAAUAUCUAUUUCAAAAGCUAUUCCAAAUGGUUUUUGCCCUUAAAUUAAAAGCACAGUUUGGCCACUGAUGUACACAUAUGCACAUUAAAUCUACUUUAUUGAUAGAAGUAACGCAAUAGAAAACGUAUCAAACACAAUCUAGCCAACAUACUGUGCCUUCAGAAAGUAUUCACACCCCUUAACUUUUUACACAUUUUGUUGUGUUGCAGCCUGAAUUUAAAAUUUAUUAAAUUGAGAUUUUGUGUCACUGGCCUCCACACAAUACCUCAAUGUCCAAGUGGAAUUAUGUUUUUAAAUUAAAAAAGAAAAGCUGAAAUGUCUUAA